Messenger RNA from Naegleria lovaniensis, 876 nucleotides. RefSeq lists its product as uncharacterized. The coding region runs from base 1 to 876 and encodes 291 amino acids. The transcript has a single exon. Lineage: Eukaryota; Heterolobosea; Eutetramitea; Acrasida; Naegleriidae. The record is from RefSeq and is a predicted model, not a curated record.
AUGUCUCAAUCAACCUUUGGAGCAUCAUUACCACAAGCUUCCACUUCUUUCGAGUAUUUAAAAUUAUAUGUUUCAUUUCCGACAAGAUCCAUCAAGGUUUUAUGGGUACUGAACGAAUUGAAGCUUCCUUUGAAAUUCCAAUACAACAGUCAACCAGUCCAUGUGGAAACGCAUACGACUCGUAUUACAGAUUCUGAAAACCAUCUUCCAACGAUCGAAGUGAAUUUUCUGAAUUUAGAAAAGGGAGACCAUCUCCAUCCAGAAAUGAAUCCUCAUCCAUUCCUCAAAGUUCCAACUCUUGUUUUCAAAUUGAAAGGAAAUCAUGAAGAACAAGCUCUAUUUGAAUCGAAUGCAAUUAUUUUCUUCUUACUAGACCAUUUUCAACAACAUUCUAAAUUGACACAAUUACAAGACAGCCAAUCCAAUGCCAACCGAUACAAGUAUGUGUUUUGGACAAAUUCUUCCUUUGAAAUCGAAGCUCAAGCGCCAAUCAAGUUAUUCAAAGCACUUGUUCAAAAAAAGAAUUUAAACAUGUCGACAAAAAGUCAAUUAGUACUUUCACAAGAGGAACAAGAAGAGUUUGAUGAAAAGGCAAAAAUAAUUUCACAUCAAUACUUACCCUAUUUAGAAAAGGAACUUUCUCAAAGAGAUUCAUCAUGGAAUUAUUUAUUAGGAAAUGAAUUCGAUGUGGCUGAUAUUUGUAUUGGUUUUUGUUUGAGCGGAAUAGAUACGUGCAUGUUGUUGAAAGAAUCAGUUCAUCCCAAAUGCUUUGAAUAUUUUCACAAAUACAUUCGAUCCAGAGAGAGUUUUCAAUGGACCAUGAAACAAUUAAUGACAUUAUACAGCAAGAAUUUUGAGAGUGAAUCAAUGAAAUAG